Messenger RNA from Megalops cyprinoides (Indo-Pacific tarpon), 3466 nucleotides. Its product is annotated as TNF receptor-associated factor 2-like. Gene Ontology annotation, biological process: tumor necrosis factor-mediated signaling pathway; protein K63-linked ubiquitination; positive regulation of canonical NF-kappaB signal transduction. The record is from RefSeq and is a predicted model, not a curated record. The coding region runs from base 651 to 2396 and encodes 581 amino acids. NCBI's taxonomy places the organism in Eukaryota, Metazoa, Chordata, Actinopteri, Elopiformes, Megalopidae. Gene Ontology annotation, molecular function: ubiquitin-protein transferase activity; tumor necrosis factor receptor binding; zinc ion binding. Gene Ontology annotation, cellular component: plasma membrane signaling receptor complex; cytosol; cytoplasmic side of plasma membrane. The transcript is spliced from 12 exons.
AUCUCCUGGUGUUGGGAAGAAUUGUCCUGAGCGGCACCGCCGUGAAUCGCAGCCUACAACCGACGGAGCGGAAUAUUCAUGACGAAAGGCGGGGUUUAGGCAGCAGGCCGACGGCUGAAUCCAGCUGGACAUUCUUCCUUGUCUCCUCUUCCUCUGAUGGCUCAUACCCUAAAUCUACGAUUCACGCAAGAACGGAACUUUCCGUUUUCGUUUCGCAAUAGCCGUUUGCCCCAGUGACCAAAAACGUUAGACAUACGAUCCCAGCGUGAACUAGGCAGCCAGCUGUCUUGUGGAAUAACCGUCUUUGUCUACUACAAGGAGGCUAGAACGUUUUAUUUAAUUUAAUUUUUUUUUUGGUUAGCUGCCCGCUGUUUUUUAGUGAAUGUAUCUAUACACCGAAUUCCUGUAAUAUGGAUAGAAAAGCGCGGGGUGUUGAUAAUUAGCCAUCACUGUAUAGCCAGUUAGCGAGCAAGCUAAUAUCUGUUUUGUUAUCAGCUGGAGUCCGGCGUCGGGUGCGUAUCAGUAUCGUUACCGUUAUUCAGCGAGUAUGAAACGAAACUAGGAGCCGACGAAAGGGACAGAUCCAUCUUAAUUUAUUUCUGCACAGAUGAAGCCGUUCCAGCCCGGAUCACGAUUGAGUUCCAAGAACAAUGGCAUCCCAGGACCCGUCGCCGCCAUCGUCACUGGAAGGCAACAAACCCGGAUUCCCGAAGAAAAUUUUGGCCAAUAAGCUUGAGGAUAAGCACCUGUGUAACUGCUGUCAGAAGAUUUUGAGGAGACCCUUUCAGGCUCAGUGCGGUCACCGUUUUUGUUCAUAUUGUUUUAACAAAACUGUCAGUUCUGGCCCACAGAAAUGCGCUGCUUGUAUAAAGGAAGACAUAUUUGAAGAGCCAACAUCUAUUCUAAAACAAGGCUGUGCGUUCCCUGACAAUGCGGCGCGCAGAGAGGUGGAGGCUCUGGCUGCCAUCUGUCCCAACGAAGGGUGCACCUGGAAAGGCACUGUUAAAGAGUACGAGCUGAACCACGAAGGAAAGUGCGAGUUCAUGAUCAUCCCCUGUCCCUCAUGCAAAGAGCUGGUAAGAUUUAACGACCAGGAGCGUCACAACGAGCGAGAAUGUCCCGAAAGAACCCUCAACUGCAAGUACUGCAAAGAACCAUUUCAUUUUAAGAACAUAAAGGCUCAUGAUGAAAUCUGUCCUAAGUACCCCAUGAUUUGUGAGGGCUGUGCAAAGAAAAAAAUUCCCAGAGAGAAGUAUGUAGACCAUAUUAAGUUCUGUAGUAAAUUUAGGGCUCCAUGCAGAUUCCAUGUGGUUGGCUGUGAUAUGUCGGUGGAGAAGGAGAAGAUCCAUGACCACGAGCGUGCCUGCUCCUACGAGCACCUGAACCUGCUGCUGCACUACAUCAUGGGCCUCAAGGUGAACUUGGAGGCCCUGCAGCCUCAGAGCCUGGAGCUGGCCAGCCACAAGGUGCAUGAGCUGCACCAGUCUGUGCGCGAGCUGGAGGUGAAGCUGGGGCAGCUGAGCAUGCAGACGCCUCCCGCGCAGGGAGCCUCCGGCCCCGCCCCUGGCCCCGCCCCUGUCCCCGUCCCCAUCCCCGUCCCUCUGCCCACCUCCUUCACCCCUGUGCUGCCCAGCGCGGUGGGCGCGGCCCUGGAGCUGCAGCUUCACAGCGAGAAGACCAAGGUGGCAGAGCUGAGCCGCCGCUGCCAGGACUUGGAGCUGAAGGUGGGCACCUUCGAGAACAUUGUGUGCGUGCUGAACCGCGAGGUGGAGCGCUCUGCCACCACGCUGGACGCCAGCAACCGGCAGCACCGACUGGACCAGGACAAGAUCGAGAGCCUCAGCAACAAGGUGCGGCAGCUGGAGAGGACGGUGGGCCUGAAGGACCUGACCAUCGCGGAGAUGGAGGGGAGGAUGCGAGAGAUGUCCGCUGCCACCUUCGACGGGGUCUUCAUCUGGAGGAUCUCCGACUUCACCAAGAAAAGACAGGACGCCAUUGCCGGGCGCGCUCCGGCCAUGUUCUCUCCAGCGUUCUACACCAGUAAAUACGGCUACAAGAUGUGUCUGCGCAUCUACCUGAACGGAGACGGGACGGGGCGUGGCAGUCACCUGUCCCUCUUCUUCGUGGUGAUGCGGGGACAUAGUGAUGCGUUGCUCAAGUGGCCCUUCAAUCAGAAGGUGACGCUGAUGCUGCUGGACCAGAACAACCGCGAGCACGUGAUCGACGCCUUCCGGCCCGACGUGACGUCCUCGUCCUUCCAGCGGCCGGUCAGCGAGAUGAACAUCGCCAGCGGCUGCCCACUCUUCUGCCCGCUCUCCAAGCUCGACUCCAAGAACUCCUACAUCCGCGACGACACCAUCUUCAUCAAAGCCAUCGUCGACCUGACGGGCCUGUAGCUGCAGUGCCUCCGCUUGCUAACCCCCCCCGCCCCCCCUGUGCCACGGGGGAUCCCGCGGUCCCCCCCGCCAGCUCGGGUUGCUUCGCUCGGGAGGUCUGUGAGGUGCCGAAACGCGUGCGCUGAAAGGCCCCUCACUGCGCCCUGCUUGUGCCAUGCGUCAUGCCCCUGUGUGUAAUGACGCUUCUGUGGCUGCUUUUGCUUCAGGUGUCCAGCAGGUGGCAAUAUAGUGCUGUUAAAAAAAACAAAAAAAAAAACAACAAAAAAAGAUGCUGUGCUGGUUGCUGUGUAUUAACCUGAGACUUAUACUGCUGAAACAGAGUAUACUUUGGCAUAUAGCAAUGGAACAGGUACAGGCUGUAUCAAUGUGCUUUGAUUUGCGCAGUUUGGUAAUGUUCAGUAUUCCUGGCCUCUUCUAGUGAAAGCUGGUAGCUUUCCUCUCUCCCUCGUGUGAAGGCUCAGUGGCAAGGCCACUAGAUUCAGACAUGCACAGCUUCUCUCGGGACUUGUAAAGCGCUGUUUUCGCAGUUGGAAAUGUCCUCUUCUCUCUGUCAUUGGGGCAGACUGUGCUUGUAACGUAGCUCGGUGUGCUGUUGCCUUCCGCAGCUGUAUUGGCCUCCAUUGUAAUGGGAACAACCCUUAAUCGACGCUACAUGAGCCAUUGAAUGUUUUUCAGGCCUCAGGCCCCUGUACAUACGCCUGCAUUCUCCGCUUAGUCAUUUGUGCGUGCCAACUUUACUUUGAGUGACUUUGCAUAGACAGACGUGGAGUUGUAAUAUGAUGAUGCUCAUUGAUUUCCCCUUUUUUUGCGAUUAACCCGCUGUUUUUGCGAGGCCUGGGGUUCAUCGGAGGGUGUGCAAACUCGGAAGGCUCGUUGCGUUCCCUUCCGGCUGCGCGCACCUCCCAUCUCAAAUCCUGUGUUUUUAUUUUUUGGUAAUUGUUUGUAGUGGUGGACAUUGCUUGAAUUCCAUGGAUCAAAGUGCAGUAUUUGGAUUCUCCAGAGCUGUGUUUUCGUGCGUGCGGUGUCUGUUCGUUUCUGGGCGUGUAGGUCCCCCCCCCACCCACCCCCUG